Daucus carota subsp. sativus is the source of this 1011-nucleotide messenger RNA. RefSeq names its product transcription repressor OFP7-like. Lineage: Eukaryota; Viridiplantae; Streptophyta; Magnoliopsida; Apiales; Apiaceae. The coding region runs from base 114 to 905 and encodes 263 amino acids. Gene Ontology annotation, biological process: negative regulation of DNA-templated transcription. The record is from RefSeq and is a predicted model, not a curated record. The transcript has a single exon.
UGCGCCCAUAACAUACAUUGUAUACACACAUAAAUACGACGUACUUGAUCACUGAAAAUCCAUCUCUCCAUGUUAUAUACACCCCUCUCAUUUUUCAUUUCACUGCUUGCGCAAUGGCAAAACGACUCAAGCUUCACAUCUCCAGAGCCAUCACAUCUUCCUUCCACUCCUGCCGUUCCAAAGACCCUUCCGUCUCCAAUCCCAUCCCUUCUUUCUUCCGAUUCUCCCCCAACCUCGCCGUACCGCCGCCGCAACCACCUCCCUCCGCCGUCAAACCCGAUCACCUCUCCUCCAAGAGCCACGUUGAGCCGCAGCUCUUUCAGUGGCAGAAUAAAGAAGAAGAAUGGCAGCUCGUCUACCACAAGUCGCCUCCUACAAAGAAGAAGAAAAUUAUAAGACGUAACAAAAAGGAGAGAGGCGAGAGUUCUAGAAGCUUCUCCUCCGAUUCUUCCGCCGAGUUCCACCCAAUUCGCGAGAAGCCUCGAAAGAAAAAGAAAAAGAAAAAGGGCUGCGUCACGACUGGCUUGUGUAGAUUAUCAAUAUCAUCGUCGCCGGCCAGACUGUCGGUGUUCAAGAAACUGAUACCCACGGUGGUGGAAGGGAAGGUGAGGGACAGUUUCGCGGUGGUGAAGAAAUCGGAGGAUCCGUACGAGGAUUUCAAGCGAUCUAUGAUGGAUAUGAUAUGGGAGAAACAAAUGUUCGAGGAAGGAGAUUUGGAGCAGCUUCUUCAGUGCUUCUUGUCUCUGAAUUCCCCGCGUCAUCACAAGGUUAUUGUUGAUGCAUUUGCUGAGAUUUGGAAUGCUAUGUUUGCUGAUAGUAAUAUUACAGGUACUAGCACUACCAGGAAUUCCAACUCUGUCUCAGUUGUUGAUUGUGAACCAACAUCGAGCAUCGAUUUCAGCUAGGCUUAACUAGUUUGAAUAUAUAUCAUGCAUGUAGAUCAGCAGAUGUAACUCAUCGAUGAUCUUGUUAGCUAGUUUAGCUAAUUAAAUGAACUUUAACUUUUUCGUA